AUGGCGGCAACACCCGACCUCGAAUUCAAGGGAAGUGUAUCAGGCAUUCUUGAUGAGCGAACGACUCGUCCGCGACGGAGCAAGGGAAAAGCCGCUACGGGCAAGGCAUUGAACGGACCGCGUCCUGUGAGAAAGGGGUGCAACGAACCUUCAGAGGCGGAUGUUGUGAAGGGCAACGCUACUACAGAGAAGACAUCAGCGGUCUCUCCGAUGCCGAUCGACCCUCAUGAUAGUCAAGCAGUGGUGAGCACUCCUUACGAAGAAGUCGUCGAGCGCCAGUCCUAUGGGUCCUGUUCAAACGACCAAGAUCGAAACGUGACGAACACUCAGCAAGAACUAGCAAUCGACGUCAGCACUCCGAUGCCGAUCGAUCCUCAAGAGAGUCAAGCUGUGGUGAGCACUUUUCACGAAGAAAUCGACCCUCAAGAGAGUCAAGCUGUGGUGAGCACUCUUCACGAAGAAGUCGUCGAGCGCCAGUCCUAUGGGUCACCAACAAACGACCAAGAUCGAAACGUGACGAACACUCAGCAAGAUCUAGCAAUCGACACCAGCACUGACGAGGAUACUGCGACAGCUGAAUCUGAUUUCGUCAUCAACCAGAACCUCGAAGUUGCAAACAAGUUCUUAAGCCGAUUCAAAACUGCGCGGUCUGGCUACCAUGAGACUGUGAUCAAGGAGCAGCGCGUGUUCGCUCAAAUCGCAUACGAUUCUGGAAACAUGACUGGCGUAUUAAACGCCUUCAUGAAGAGUGCUGAAGCUACAGCUCAACUCGCUCGAUUCAAGGACCGUGCCGGUACACCACAUGAAGGGUUUGUUGCAGUCGCCUCCCGCAUGGAAGACUUAUUCGCCGCAUUUGGCGGAAUGCUCCGGUUUGAUCCGGACCCUGAAGCAAUGGACGACGGGCCUAGCGUGGAAUUCGCACAAGCCAGGAUUCGAUCUGCCAAACGCAAAUACCAGGUGGCCUUGAAUGAGCUGGUCUCGCAGCAGCCCAACAUGGAUGACCCGGAUGUGCCACUGCUCAAUAACAAGAAGUUCUUUGGUAAGAUGAAUUAG
Messenger RNA from Phytophthora sojae, 1053 nucleotides. RefSeq lists its product as hypothetical. The record is from RefSeq and is a predicted model, not a curated record. The transcript has a single exon. The coding region runs from base 1 to 1053 and encodes 350 amino acids. Lineage: Eukaryota; Oomycota; Peronosporomycetes; Peronosporales; Peronosporaceae.